CAGAAAACAAACAAGACCCAGCAUUCAUGAUAUGCACGCUCUUAAGGCUGUGCAAUUGGGCAAUUAGUUGAAAGGGGUGUGUUAAAAAAAAUAGCAGUGUCUACCUUUGACUGUACAAACUCAAAACUAUUUUGUACAAACAUUUUUUUUCUGGGAUUUAGCAAUCCUGUGAAUCACUAAACUAAUAUUUAGUUGUAUGACCACAGUUUUUUAAAACUGCUUGACAUCUGUGUGGCAUGGAGUCAACCAACUUGUGGCACCUCUCAGCUGUUAUUCCACUCCAUGAUUCUUUAACAACAUUCCACAAUUCAUUCACAUUUCUUGGUUUUACAGCAUUUUUGAUAUCACCCCACAAGUUCUCAAUUGGAUUAAGGUCUGGAGAUUGGGCUGGCCACUCCAUAACAUCAAUUUGGUGGUUUGGAACCAAGACUUUGCCCGUUUACUAGUGUGUUUUGGGUCAUUGUCUUGUUGAAACAACCAUUUCAAGGGCAUGUCCUCUUCAGCAUAGGGCAACAUGACCUCUUCAAGUAUUUUAACAUAUGCAAACUGAUCCAUGAUCCCUGGUAUGCGAUAAAUAGGCCCAACACCAUAGUAGGAGAAACAUGCCCAUAUCAUGAUGCUUGCACCUCCAUGCUUCACUGUCUUCACUGUGUACUGUGGCUUGAAUUCAGAGUUUGGGGGUCGUCUCACAAACUGCCUUUGGCCCUUGGACCCAAAAAGAACAAUUUUACUCUCAUCAGUCCACAAAAUGUUCCUCCAUUUCUCUUUAGGCCAGUUGAUGUGUUCUUUGGCAAAUUGUAACCUCUUCUGCACAUGCCUUUUUUUAACAGAGGGACUUUGUGGGGGAUUCUUGAAAAUAGAUUAGCUUCACACAGACGUCUUCUAACUGUCACAGUACUUACAGAACCGCACAAGACUCAAACAGCAAAGUUCACAGAUGGCAAGUAAACAAGAGAUCAUAGUGACUGCAGUCAAAGUGCUGGGAUACAUAGAGAAGGUCUCCUCCUUCGCCUCCGCUUUCGAACCUCUCUUUGGAAUUGUGACAAAUGUAGUUGGGAUGUUCAGGAAAGGCCUGGUGGGCGAAGAGGACCAUAAGCUGGCCCAAGACUUCAAACAAAUUAACGAGAAGCUGGAAACCAUCUCGGAGAAGAACAAGCAGACCCUUCGGCAGAUGCGCAUCGAUGAAGUCAACGAAACGUUCGGUAAAUAUGAGGAGAUCAUCAAGCAUCAGUACGAAGCCUUUAACACCAUGGUGGAGAGAGUGAAGCUUGAGCCGGACAACUCUAAGAAACACAUAGAUGAGUUUGUGGAGAUCUACAAGAAUGACAGGAAUGAUAUGAGCUUAAAAGUGUAUUAUGAUGGAGUGACGCACCAAGAGUCUGUGUUUGGACGACCGCUGCUGGAGGUUUACUUGGAGCACUGCAAUAGAGACAGAAGAGUGAUGGAGGCCAGAUGCUCACACAUUGUUCACCUUUUCUACAUCGGUCUUAUAACACUAAUGGCCUACACCUUGGUCACAGAAAGCGAUGAGGAGGAAAUGAGGGAAAAAUGGAAAAAAAGGGUUGUUGAAAUUCAAGCCAAGAUGCAAGAAGCUCUAGACCAAUGUGAACAAGGAAACUGAUCCAUAUUAUGUUCUGAAUGGUUGAAUGUCAUAAAUAAGUUUGAAUUAAGAAGUGUGUGUGGUUUAAAAUGGGAAAUACUUUAAUGUCCCUGUAAUGGAAAGCUCUUAAUAAAUCUCAACCAAACUCUUUCCUAAGCAUGCGAGUCAUUAUAGAGCAAUUCCACAGUGUAGGCCUACCUGCAACGACAAUAGCCUGCAAAAAUCAAUCUUCAUGGAGAAAGCCAUUGUCCUUGAGAAAACCUGGGGUUCAACUGUGUGAAAGGCAGGAUAAAUCUGGCAAUAGUAAACUUUGAUCAAAGUUGAGUUGAUGUAAAAUGCAACAUGGAAAGAAAAACUGUGUAAAUCCAAGCAGAAAGUGUACUUAAUUCAGUUGAAUAAAAUUUUGCUUGAAUCCUA
Molecule: messenger RNA, 2017 nt
Organism: Misgurnus anguillicaudatus (oriental weatherfish)
Lineage: Eukaryota; Metazoa; Chordata; Actinopteri; Cypriniformes; Cobitidae
Source: RefSeq, a predicted model, not a curated record